AUGAUGAUGGAAGUGAAGCACUCCAGAAGAAGACAAGCCCAGCUUCCAGUGCCCCAGCUUCCACCAGCCCCUAGUGGUAAGAUCCUGCAUUAGGCUACUAGGUCAUUAAAUGUAUAAUCAGCAAGUUGAUGGUAAGUUUGACACAUAUUCAAGUAUGUGGGUGAAGAAAAGCUUACAGUUAAUGCAAGUACUAGUCUUAAAUUGUAGAGACGGCAUGAAAUCAUAACCUAAUGACAGUUGAUAUGACAAGAAAUUACCACACCCAUCUGAUCUUGACAUGCUUGAUUAUUAGUUACAUUACCAAAGUGUAACAGUUCUUCUUUUUUUUCUAUUAGCAACUUCAAGAGCCAGUGUCUUUGAAAAUACCCUACAAGGUACAUAACGUUUCAAGUCUGAUAAACGAGCCUACUUUCUCAAAGUUCUGUUCCCACCAACUGUAUGGGAUGGACAGGCAAAUCUGUUAAGUGUGUACUGUGAAUGUGGUAAUGGUUUGACAUCUGUGAUAUUCUCUGAAGUUGCAGAUGCAGAGAACUUGAGGCCAUGUGCCACCUCAAGCCAGAGCGACAGUAAGUGUCUGGUUGUAGUUUGUUAGGGUAAACAAUUUAAUUGUAUGAAGUAUUAUAGCUUUACAAACCUUUCAAAGCCACUCAAUAGAAUGCAAUUACCAUCACAUUGUUGUAUAUUAGGUUAUUUAAAGUAAUAUUACUACUUUGUGCAUACUGUUAGAACUUUCCAAAUACUUGUGGUGCUGUGUAUGGGUGAAGCUUGUACUGACACCAGUAGUUGUAAAUAUCUGUAUGUAUUUGCCAUCAAACUAAAAGCAUUAUUUAAAACAAAAAAUGAUGCUUAGCAUUUAUUUUUGUUGGGAUUCAUUAACCUUCCCACUGAGCUCCUGACUGACAUCCCUUCACUUUUGGUUCUGUGCCAGUUUCAAAAGCAUGCAAAGUAUGUCUUAAUUUUUUUCCUUCUGUUUUCUCAGUUAGUCCAAGUGGCAGCCAGGAAGAAGCUGGCCAAGACAGAGCAUCAGAAUCAGGUUUCUUUAGCCUUCAAGAUAUUGAUCUCGAAAUCGUAAAUGUAGAAAGUUUAAAUAACAACAUGAUUUGUUACUUAGAUUUUAGACCAAGAGCUGCCAUCCCUGCUUGAUGAGCCUGUGGCUUCUGAGAUGCCCGCUGGAUACAUUAAAGGUAUAUUAUGCUAGCCUAUAUGUUACAAAAUGUUGCUUCUCUUGUAUUAUCAACAUCAAUUCAAAAUUGUAUGGCUGUCAGCAGCUAUAUGGUUAUCAAUACUACUAAUAUAUAUGAAGGGUGGAUAUUUUGAUCGAGGUAUUUCACAUGGCCUUGAUUCAUGUCCUGCCUGGUACUCAUGGCUUGUAUCAUCACGCUGCUUGCAGCAAAACUGUUGUCUUUAUUAUUUUGUAGAUCUUCAAGCAGUGGAGAUGAAGAUAAUGGUGAAACUGGAGAUGAUCAUCAUCAUCACCAUCAUCAUCACCAUCAUCAUCACCAUCAUCAUCAUCAUGGUGGAACUGGAGAUGAUGCGUACAGAAUUCAAGACUGCUCUGAACCAAGUUAUAGAGGUCAUAGAGGCCCGGCAGCCAAAGGAGUUGGAAUCCUUGGGGAAACUUGAAAUGCUGCAAAACCCUGCAGAAACAAAUGAGGAACUGAAGGAUAUCUGUGAAACACUUAAAGACUCCCACUAUUGA
Molecule: messenger RNA, 1699 nt
Organism: Coregonus sp. 'balchen'
Lineage: Eukaryota; Metazoa; Chordata; Actinopteri; Salmoniformes; Salmonidae
Source: the annotation of a GenBank genome assembly